Messenger RNA from Leptopilina boulardi, 3202 nucleotides. RefSeq lists its product as uncharacterized. The record is from RefSeq and is a predicted model, not a curated record. Bases 185 to 2278 code for a protein of 697 amino acids. Lineage: Eukaryota; Metazoa; Arthropoda; Insecta; Hymenoptera; Figitidae. The transcript has 3 exons.
AUCGCGUGUUCCAUAUUUUUUUUUAUAUUCUCACCGUCUUUAUUAACAAUUGUUUUCUCAAUAUAUUCAUAUUUGAAGAAAAAAAAAUUCAUUCUCCUUCGCCUCGUGUCAUCUAUAAGUUUUAAUCAAGAAAUUAUUCUUUUUCAUCAUAAAAAAUAAAUUUCAAAAAAUUAAAAUCUAAAAAAUGGAGUUUGCCAGUCCAUUACAAACAAUAGAAAUGAUAUCAGCCUACACAUAUCUCACUCGAAUUAGCCGAUAUUUAAUAGUGAAUGGAAAUUUUAAUUCCUAUAGAAAUAAUGCAUUUGCAGCGAUAAAUGCAUUUAAUACAUUUAUAGAUUAUCCAUCCGAUUAUGAUGGCGAUCAAAUGGAUUUAACACGUGAAAUUAUAAGAGGAAGUGAUUUAUAUGGUGAAAAAAAUAAUGAACAACUUGAUCAAAAAUAUCUUGAUUUAAUGUUUGACUAUAUUGUCUAUACAGUUGUAUUUGAAAAUAAAUAUGGCAAUAUUUAUGGUUUUUUAGCUGAUAUUGUACGUAAAAAAGAAACAUUAAAUAUUAAAAAAAUUUUAAAAAAUGCCAAAAAUAUUUUAACUAAUUUAACAAAUAAUCGAAAUGAACCAAUAAAACUUGAUUCAAAUGUAAUACAUAAAAUAUAUCAUGGUUCAAUUGUACCAUUAUUUCCAAAAACAAAUAGAAAUUUAAAUUUAAAAUCAAUGGAUUUUAUUUAUGCACAAGCUGGUUGGUCAAUUUAUAAUUCUGAUUUAAUAAUGAAUAAAACAGAAUUUUUCUUUUCAUUAAAUAAAAUUAAAUCAAGUAAUGAUAAUUAUGUAUUUGAUGAUUGUGUGGAAAUUGCAAUUGCAAUUGAACAAUUAGUGAUAAUGGGAAAAAUUAAUAAAAAAGCAAUGAAAAUUUUUGCCCUACCGGCAUUAUUGCUUUAUGUUUAUAUUAAACGUGAUAAUCUUAAAUUAUUGGAAAUGAAUGAAAUUGUCAAUAGUGAGGAACAUUGGACAAUGGCUUAUGAAUUAUUAUAUCAACAUUUACGUGAUACAAUGGAUUAUUUGAAAAAAGCAUUUGAAAGUGAUUCAAAAUAUCAAUAUUAUUUGGCUGUUCACGAUUAUCAAGAUGAAAAAGUAUUGGCUGCACGUGAAAUUUUAAUGAAUUGUAAAUUAAAUAUUAAUUUAUUGGAAAAUGAAGUUUAUAGAUAUUUGAAUAAUUCAGAAAAUUAUACAUGUUUAAAUGAUACAGGAAAAUUGUUAAAAAAUGUUGGUAAAAUUUAUGAACAACAAGUGACAAAACUUUUGGUAUCAUAUAAUUUAUUUAUUAGAGAAAUGAUGUAUGAAGAUUAUGAUUUGAAAAAGAAAAAUAAUAAUAAUGAAACUAAUGGAAAUAAUUACAGAUUGAGAAGUAAUGGAAAAAUAUUUCAAUUUUGUAAUGAAUCAAUGACAACGAUAUUUGAAAUUGAUUUUUUUAAUACAUUACCAUUGUCAAGGGAUGGACUUGAAAAAUUAAAAAAAUUAUACAACGAAGAAAGAGCAAAAAAGGAAAAUUGUUUAUCAUCAUUUUUACCAUGUUUUGCCGGUAUUAUGGAAGGAAAUCCAAUUGAUACAUCAAUAAAUUGUCCAAUUAAUGGUACAAUACGUUCGCAAAUAAUUGAGAAUACAGAAAUUUUUAAUCAAUUCACAACAUUUGAUACACGUUUGGCAUUAAUUGAAUAUGGUACAUCAUUAAGGACAAUUGCAUUAAAAAAAUCAAUGCUCACAGCAUUGUCAAGAGAAAAUUUCAUUUGGAAUCGUGAAAUAAAUUUAUAUUUCGAUAAUUUUACAAAUAUUGGUAAUUUUGAAUUUCCCGUUAUUGAUCGUGGUUAUGAAAUUAUUAAUUUCUUAACAAACAGAGAUUAUAAGACAAUUAAUGAUUUAAUUAAUAAUGUUGAAGAAAAUUUUUUUAUAUCAUAUCAAUCAACAUCGCGUAAUUUUAAUUUAAAUAAUAUACAAAUUAUUGAAAAUUUGUCAGAUAAAAUUGAUACAAUUAUUGAUUAUGAUAUAUGUUUAAAGAGAUUUUAUGGAAAAAUUAAUAAUUAUUAUGGUUAUAGUUUUAUUAAAAUGAAAAAUAAUAAAAUAGCAGAAUUAAGAUUUGUUGGUCAAUCGAUGAAAAAAGAAUUUGUUCAAUUUGUUGGAUUAGCGGAAAAUAAUCAAAAAAUUUAUAAAAUUGUUGAUCUUGUAAGUCAAAAAUUAACAGGUCCUGAAUAUUAUCUUACAAAUAGUGGAUUAUUAUCAAGAAGAUGAAAAUAGAAAUUAAAAAAAAAAAAAUUUUACAGUUACAUAAAUAUUAUAUUAAAAUUUUACUACAAUAUAUAUUACGUAUAAGUGUUAAAAAAAUAUGAAUUAUAGAACUUUUACUUAAAUGUAAUUUCAAGUUUUCAAAAAUAAUAUUUUUGUAAAAUGUUAAUAGAAAAAGUGUCUUCUUCUUCUUCAUGAAUCUAUUUAAGAAAUUCUAAACAAAUUUUAUUAUCAAAAAAUCAUAAAUUAAAUUUUAUAACAUAAAAAAUAAAAAAAAAAUUUUUCAAAAAGAAGAACAUCUUUUUUUUUAUUAGUUUUUAUUACUAAAUUUCUUAUCAGAAUUGCUAUACAAUUAUGACAAUUUUAUUUCCCUAUUUUGCAACUUUAUAAGCCUUUGUUCAUUAGGAAUGUUUGUGAAUUAUUCCGCUUAUCAGCGGGAAAAAAAAUUGGCGGCAUUAAUUUUUAUUUUCCUUUUAUUAUUGUUUAAUUAUAGAGAUAUACAACAGUGUAUACAAGUAUAAAAGCUCUUGAAAAUUUUUGCACAAAAGAGAGAAACAAAAAAAAAAAAAUAUCGAAAAUGAAUUGUCAAAUAUUUUUUAUUUUUUUGGUUAUUUGCGUUUUUCUGUUUCUAAGUACAGUACAAGGAUGUUCAUUGCCUGGUCAGCCUUGUGAUCGUAAUCGAGAUUGUUGCCUUCAAAAAAUAUGUUAUCUUCGUCAAGGGCAAAGAGGAACUUGUGGCUAACAAAAAAAAUGAAGCAAAAAAAGUUUUUGUAAAAAUGAUAAUUUUUUUUUUUCAUGAAACAAAUUAAUGUGUGAUUUAAAAAAAAAUUCAUUAUAUUAAUCAUUCUAUUAAAAGACAUAAAUAAACAGCUAGUGAGAAAAUUAAAUUGUAAUAAUAAAUUGAUAAAUAAAAUAAUUUAAAAGUGACAA